UCCAGCCGGGACGCCUCGCUCUGUGGUCGCGGCUCUUGAUCUAUUAACACCCAGGACUUGCGUGUUUGUUUUGGAUGCCCACGACCGACCAACGACCAACUGUUCUCCGAUGCGCGAUAUUUUGCUGUCCCGAAUGAUCUUUCCCAGCGUGGGUGAAGCGUCAACUCGGCUGUGGGAUUUAGCUGCUAACAAGCUAACUGAGUGUAAACAAGAUGAAGCGGACGAAAGGCGCCAAGAAUGACAGCAACGACUCCUCCAGCAAGAGCCCGCCCGAGGCUCACAAGAAGAUCCGGAAGGAGUCGAUUGCGGUGUCUGAGGCCGGCGACUCGCCAGAUUUCAACUGGGCUCACCUGCCCCAGGAGCUCCUCCUCCACAUCUUUCAGUACCUAACACUGCUGGACCGGGCCUACGCCUCUCAGGUGUGCCGUGGGUGGAACCAAGCCUUCCACAUGCCUGAGCUGUGGAGAUGCUUCGAGUUUGAGCUCAACCAGCCCGCCAGCUCCUACCUGAAGGCCACGCAUCCGGACCUUAUCAAGCAGAUCAUCAAGAGGCACUCUAACCAUCUGCAGUAUGUUAGCUUCAAGGUGGACAGCAGCACUGAGUCUGCAGAGGCUGCCUGUGACAUUCUUUCACAGUUGGUGAACUGCUCAUUAAAGACCUUGGGGCUCAUCUCGACAGCCAGGCCCAGUUUCAUGGAAGUUUCAAAGUCUCACUUCAUCUCUGCUCUGACGGUGGUCUUUGUCAACUCCAAGUCGCUGUCGUCGCUGAAGAUCGACGACACGCCGGUGGACGACCCCUCGCUGAAGGUGCUGGUGGCCAACAACAGCGACACGCUUAAACUGCUCAAGAUGAGCAGCUGCCCUCACGUCUCGCCAGCAGGCAUCAUGUGUGUGGCCGAUCAAUGUCACGGCCUGAGAGAGCUGGCGUUGAACUACCACCUUCUGAGCGACGAGCUGCUGCUCGCCCUCUCCUCGGAGAAGCACGUACACCUCGAGCAUCUGCGCAUCGACGUGGUGAGCGAGAACCUGGGCCAGCACUUUCACACCAUCAAGAAGAGCAGCUGGGACGCCAUGGUGCGCCACUCGCCCAAGUUCAACCUGGUCAUGUACUUUUUCCUCUACGAGGACGAGUUCGGGCCCUUUUUCAACGAGGAGAUGCCCGUCACGCAUCUUUACUUCGGCCGCUCCGUCAGCAAGGAGGUGCUCGGUCGGGUGGGCCUCUACUGCCCCCGCCUGGUGGAACUGGUAGUGUGCGCCAACGGUCUGCGCCCCCUGGACGAGGAGCUGAUCCGCAUCGCCAAGCACUGCACCCAAUUGUCGGCCAUCGGCCUGGGCGAGUGUGAGGUCUCCUGCAGCGCCUUCGUGGAAGUUGUCAAAAUGUGCGGCCGCCGCCUCUCACAGCUGUCCAUCAUGGAGGAAGUGCUCAUCCCGGAUCACAAGUACUCCCUGGACGAAAUCCACUGGGAGGUGUCCAAGCACCUGGGCCGGGUUUGGUUUCCGGACAUGAUGCCCACCUGGUAAAAGAAUGACUAGAGUGUGGAACUCCUGUGGAGUGAAGUGCAGGAACUAUAACGCAGAUUCCAAAGUCACGGAAGCACUAAAUCUCAGAUGGUUGUCUUGGAUACGAGAAACCUGCUGUGCCUCAUCAAAAAUGGAACUCAUCGGGCUUCUUCCCUCGAGGAAACCUUUUUAUAAAGGAGUUUAGCAUAGUGAUGACUCAGCACAUCGUUUGUUGCACUACCACUUAAAUUGCAGCUCUGCAGCACAGUAUGGAGAUGCGGUUUUUCAAACGAUGAAGCCUGGAUUAUGCUUUAAUUUGACAUCUCAAUCUAUUUAUAGCUCUUUGGCGUGCAAUUCUUCCCCGGAGCGCUGGUGGCCGGUGUUUUACAGAGCGUCAACUUAGAGAGUAAUCGUUAUUCUCGUCGACCAUUUAUUGUGUUUUCUGGACUAUAGAGUGCACCGGUAUAUAAGCCACACCCACUAAAUUUGGAAGAAAACAAUAUUUUUCCACAUAUUAGCCGCACUGGACUAUAAACCGGAGAUUAUGUUGUGAAAUGAGUUAUUUGCACAGAAGGAUUUUUUAAAUGUUUAAUUACCUUAAUUGUUUCUACGGGAGUAAAACAACUAAUUUUCACAGACCCAUAAACUGCGGAAGCUCGCUCUCCAAUCAGCUGAACAGACUUAACUUCAAAGUAACAUUUUGGUGAAUUUAAUGGGGAAUUUUUGAAACUGAAACAAUACAAAAAGAAUGCCAUUGUAAGUUAAUAAUACUAACACAGACACUAGCUUGAUUACAUUACGAUAGCGUGUAGAAAUAAGCACAAAAACAGUACUUUUAAACAUGUGACGCUUUAGUACGUAUGAAUUCCAUCCAUCCAUCCAUCUUCUUCCGCUUAUCCGAGGUCGGGUCGCGGGGGCAGCAGCUUAAGCAGGGAAGCCCAGACUUCCCUCUCCCCAGCCACUUCGUCCAGCUCCUCCCGGGGGAUCCCGAGGCGUUCCCAGGCCAGCCGGGAGAGAUAGUCUUCCCAGCGUGUCCUGGGUCUUCCCCGUGGCCUCCUACCGGUCGGACGUGCCCGAAACACCUUCCUAGGGAGGCGUUCGGGUGGCAUCCUGACCAGAUGCCCGAACCACCUCAUCUGGCUCCUCUCGAUGUGGAGGAGCAGCGGCUUUACUUUGAGCUCCCCCCGGAUGGCAGAGUUUCUCACACUAUCUCUAAGGGAGAGCCCCACCACUCGGCGGAGGAAACUCAUUUCGGCCGCUUGUACCCGUGAUCUUGUCCUUUCGGUCAUGACCCAAAGCUCAUGACCAUAGGUGAGGAUGGGAACGUAGAUCGACCAGUAAAUCGAGAGCUUUGCCUUCCGGCUCAGCUCCUUCACCACAACGGAUCGAUACAGCGUCCGCAUUGCUGAAGACGCCGCACCGAUCCG
Molecule: messenger RNA, 2926 nt
Organism: Nerophis lumbriciformis (worm pipefish)
Lineage: Eukaryota; Metazoa; Chordata; Actinopteri; Syngnathiformes; Syngnathidae
Gene: fbxl3a
Product: F-box and leucine-rich repeat protein 3a
Cellular component (GO): mitochondrion
Molecular function (GO): protein binding
Source: RefSeq, a predicted model, not a curated record